Messenger RNA from Hippopotamus amphibius kiboko, 2097 nucleotides. RefSeq names its product gamma-aminobutyric acid type A receptor subunit alpha2 (gene GABRA2). Bases 3 to 1358 code for a protein of 451 amino acids. Gene Ontology annotation, biological process: gamma-aminobutyric acid signaling pathway; regulation of postsynaptic membrane potential; nervous system process. Gene Ontology annotation, cellular component: GABA-A receptor complex; dendrite membrane; synapse. The record is from RefSeq and is a predicted model, not a curated record. Gene Ontology annotation, molecular function: GABA-gated chloride ion channel activity; GABA-A receptor activity; transmitter-gated monoatomic ion channel activity involved in regulation of postsynaptic membrane potential. Lineage: Eukaryota; Metazoa; Chordata; Mammalia; Artiodactyla; Hippopotamidae. The transcript is spliced from 9 exons.
UGAUGAAGACGAAACUGAACAUCUGCAACAUGCAGUUGCUGCUUCUUGUUUUCUUGGUGUGGGACCCAGCCAGGUUGGUGCUGGCUAACAUCCAAGAAGAUGAGGCUAAAAAUAACAUUACCAUCUUUACAAGAAUUCUAGACAGACUUCUGGAUGGUUACGAUAAUCGGCUUAGACCAGGACUGGGAGACAGUAUUACUGAAGUCUUCACUAACAUCUAUGUGACCAGUUUUGGCCCCGUCUCAGAUACAGAUAUGGAAUAUACAAUAGAUGUUUUCUUUCGACAAAAAUGGAAAGAUGAACGGUUAAAAUUUAAAGGUCCUAUGAACAUUCUUCGACUUAACAAUUUAAUGGCGAGCAAAAUCUGGACUCCAGAUACCUUCUUCCACAAUGGGAAAAAAUCGGUAGCACAUAAUAUGACAAUGCCAAAUAAGCUUCUUCGAAUCCAGGAUGAUGGGACUCUGCUAUACACAAUGAGGCUUACAGUUCAAGCUGAAUGUCCAAUGCACUUGGAGGAUUUUCCAAUGGAUGCCCACUCAUGUCCUCUGAAAUUUGGCAGCUAUGCAUAUACAACCUCGGAGGUCACUUACAUUUGGACAUACAAUGCAUCUGACUCUGUACAAGUUGCUCCUGAUGGCUCUAGGUUAAAUCAAUAUGAUCUGCUGGGCCAAUCAAUUGGAAAGGAGACAAUUAAAUCCAGUACAGGUGAAUAUACUGUAAUGACAGCUCAUUUCCACUUGAAAAGAAAAAUUGGAUAUUUUGUGAUUCAGACAUAUCUGCCUUGCAUCAUGACUGUCAUUCUCUCCCAAGUGUCAUUCUGGCUUAACAGAGAAUCUGUGCCUGCAAGAACUGUGUUUGGAGUAACAACUGUUCUAACAAUGACAACUCUAAGCAUCAGUGCUCGGAAUUCUCUCCCCAAAGUGGCUUACGCAACUGCCAUGGACUGGUUUAUUGCUGUUUGUUAUGCAUUUGUAUUCUCUGCCCUAAUUGAAUUUGCAACUGUUAAUUACUUCACAAAAAGAGGAUGGGCUUGGGAUGGAAAAAGUGUAGUAAAUGACAAGAAAAAAGAAAAAGCCUCUGUAAUGAUACAGAACAAUGCUUAUGCGGUGGCUGUUGCCAAUUAUGCCCCGAAUCUUUCCAAAGACCCAGUUCUUUCCACUAUCUCCAAGAGUGCAACCACGCCAGAACCCAACAAGAAGCCGGAAAACAAGCCAGCCGAAGCCAAGAAAACCUUCAACAGUGUUAGCAAAAUUGACAGAAUGUCUAGAAUAGUUUUCCCAGUUUUGUUUGGUACAUUUAAUUUAGUUUACUGGGCUACAUAUUUAAACAGAGAACCUGUGUUAGGGGUCAGUCCUUGAGUCUAGACACAGGUUGUCUUUGGGAUGUAUAGCAACACUAAACUUGGUUUGUUUUGCCAUGUACAGUCUGACUAAUAACUGCUAAUUUGUGAACCAACAUGUACAGUAUGUAUAUAGCAACAUUGCUUAUAGACCUCUAAUGGAGACACGCAUUUGCUAACUCGUGGUACUACAGGCAGAAAGCACCCCAUGCCCAAACAGCCAUUGCCUUUUUAAAAGGUUUACCGUAAGAACUGGUUUAAAGUGUAUUUCAGAUGACCUGAUUUAUUUUCUCUUCUUCUAACAGCAAUGCAAAUGGAGAUCCUAUAUAUCAUACUUUGUGGACCCUUUUGAUUUAGGUCUUACAUAGGAGUAUUUUCUACUGUUGCCUAACUAUAGUGUAAGAUACCAUUGUCUUUACAAGAUGAAUUCCUCUAAAUAACAGAACCUCAUAUCUGCAACAUCAGUUCCCUUCCCAAGUGCUCCGAAUCCCUGCUAGUAUAAUUGGAAGCUUAGCACACAUCAGAGGAAAAACUAGAGAUUUGAAAUCAGCUUUUAAUUACUCUGUAUCGUAUCUAUAGCCAUGUACAUAUUACAGCAUGACACAUUCAAAUAAUUAUGAGUCACCCUGACAGGAUGUUCAUUAUGCCUAGAAUUUAAUAACUAUUGGAAUGUCAUGGUCAUCACAUUUUUAGCAUCAGAGUUUAUUUGAAAGUAAUAAUUGAAAUCCUACAGAGUAUUUUAGUCACUGGAAAAUACC